Messenger RNA from Penicillium roqueforti, 1134 nucleotides. RefSeq names its product uridine-cytidine N-ribohydrolase. Gene Ontology annotation, cellular component: cytosol. Lineage: Eukaryota; Fungi; Ascomycota; Eurotiomycetes; Eurotiales; Aspergillaceae. The transcript has 5 exons. Bases 1 to 1134 code for a protein of 377 amino acids. Gene Ontology annotation, molecular function: purine nucleosidase activity. The record is from RefSeq and is a predicted model, not a curated record. Gene Ontology annotation, biological process: purine nucleoside catabolic process.
AUGUUAGACCAAGUUAAUCAAUAUAGUCCUACUCCCUUGUGGUUAGAUUGCGAUCCUGGCCACGAUGAUGCUUUUGCAAUUUUGAUCGCCGCUCAUCACCCAUAUUUGAAGCUUCUUGGAAUCAGUACUGUCCAUGGAAAUGCAUCAUUAGAGAAGACAACCGCCAAUGCCGGCAGCGUCUUGGAAGCGAUCGGAAAGCCUGACAUUCCCGUCUAUCCUGGUAGCAAUAAGCCAUUUUCACGGCCUGCUCUUCAUGCACCUGAUAUUCACGGCGAGUCCGGUCUUGAUGGGACUGACCUUCUUCCCAAGGCCACUAGAGCACCCAUCACCGAUAAGAACGCCAUUGUGGCCAUGAGAGAUGCUCUUCUUGCACAACCCAAAGGAACUCCUUGGCUGGUUGCAACGGGUACAUUGACCAACGCCGCACUGUUGUUUGCCACAUUCCCCGAGGUAGCUGAACACAUCCAAGGGCUGAGCAUUAUGGGUGGUGCCAUUGGUGGAGGAUUCACCGAUGCCCCCAUGAGUAGACUACCUGGUGAGAAGGCUAGGAUCGGAAAUGUGACCCCAUGGGCUGAGUUCAACUUCUAUUGUGACCCAGAGUCUGCUGAGUCAAUCUUUAGCAACCCAGUUCUUGCUUCUAAGACAGCUAUUAUGGCUUUAGAUCUCACACAUCAGGUCUUGGCCACACAGGCUGUUCAAACGCGCAUCUUGUAUGGCUCGAUCCACUCGGCCGAGGAUCCUACUAUCCUUCGGCAGAUAUUGCACGCGCUACUCACUUUCUUUGCUGCCACAUACGAGAAAACCUUUGGUUUGACCACCGGGCCUCCAUUGCAUGAUCCCCUUGCUGUGGCCGCGAUCCUGUCGACGCUGAACCCAGCCUUUGCCAACGUGCACCCCAAUCAAACUCUCGCUUUUGAUGACAAAGGCGGCGAGCGUUUUGCUUUGAGUAUUGUCACCGAUGGAAAGCACGGGAAAGAUGUAUCUAUUACAGGUCAACUGGGGCGCUCGAUCGCUACUCCUGUUGAUGGUCCGGGUGUUGCUAUUCCCAGGGGUGUUGAUCUAGAUGCUUUCUGGAACAUGGUCCUACAAUGUGUCCAGCUGGCCGAUGAUUGCAAUGCUGCACGCGUGGCCUGA